GUUGAUUUUAUUCUGAAGAAGUACGGUAUGAAACAUUUGUUAUAAGCUGUAUCACUGUAAUGAACAUGGUUUUAUUAUAUAAAAAAUAUGGUUAUGGUAAUUAAUGCCCCGGAUCCUUUACUAGUUAAGGAACCAAAAAUAGUAACUUUUGCAUUAAAAAUAUUUUUCAUAUUAUAAAUAUAUUUUUUGACUGCACAGAUUAUAAGAUUAAUAUGCUAUAUUUGGUAAGUUAUACCAUAAAUAUGUUAAAGAAAGUAAAACGCAACAUUGAAAGAGAGUCUUUGAUAUUUGAACUUUUGAAGAUUAUAUAUAUUUAUAACACUAUGGAAAAAAUAUAACCAAUGUUUGUAGGAAAGUUAAUUGGAUAAAUAUUUUAAGAUACCAAAUAGUUUUUCUUUUACUUCCAUUUUUUUUUUAAAUUUUUAAAUAAAACUUAGUCUCUCCAAUUGGGUUCCCAUUUUUUCCCGCCAAAAUAUAUAUAUAUAUAUAGUGUUCCUUUUGGAGGAGCUAAAUGCUUUCAAUUAGAAAUCACACAUUGAGGUUUCAAGAAAUUCUUUCUUUCUUUCAUAGAAAUCUCUUCUCAUUUCUUUCAGGGUAGAAAAAAAACCACUUUGUUUAUUUCUUCACUUUCAAGUAGAAACACGUUUCACUUCUUAUUUCAUCACUUUCAGGUGUCAAGAAAUUCACACAAUCCUCUCUUUCAAGAAGAAAACUCACAUCAAUUCUUUCACAGUUUCAAAAAAUGGAUCAUCAGAAUGUAGGUCAUCAUCAGGUAGACCAGAACCUUAGGCCUAUAGUGGAGCCAUACCUCCCCCAAAAUCCUCACUUUAAUCAAGCUGUUCCGUUGAUUGGCCAAAAUCUGAUGCCAAUAAUAGUCUAUCAGCCAUAUCAUAUUCCUUUGGCUGUUCCGUUGAUUGGCCAAAAUCUGAUGCCAAUAAUAGUCUAUCAGCCAUAUCAUAUUCCUUUGGCUGUUCCAUUGAUUGGCCAAAAUCUGAUGCCAAUAAUAGUCUAUCAGCCAUAUCAUAUUCCUUUAGAAUCUCAGAAUUUAAAUCCUAUGGCCCAACCGUACUUUCCACAACCAUAUCAUAUUCCUUUAGCAGAAUCUCAGAAUUUAAAUCCUAUGGCCCAACCCUACUUAGGAUCUGAGAACAUACCGGGACCCUCUCAUGCCCAAACUCAAGCUGGACCGUCACAACCUCAAAAUGAGAAGCCAAGAGGCUUACCUCACGUACCUGCAGGAAGAGACUAUGUGAUCAAGCCUGGUCAUAUGUUCUCAAAACGUUACGAAGAUUUGUUUCCAGAACAGUACAAAGAUUGUGCUAACUGUAGGCCAAACAACAAUCAUUUUUCGUUUCGUGCAAAUUUGGUGCAGCCGGAGGACAUUUGCGUUCGGUGUUUAGUUGCUGUUGGGCACUGGUCCAAAGACCUAUAUGCUGAUUAUAUUGAUGUGAAGAAACAAAAUAGUGCUUUCUCAGCCCAUUCGAAGAUUACAUACAAAACAGAGUUAUGUAAGUUUCAUCCCAACUGCAAUGAAGGUGUUGAUUGUGUAAAUGCUCAUGGGGAAGCUGAUAGAAGAGUGAAUCAGCUUGAGCUUAAUCCACAUGUGCUUGCUGCUGUAAUGAGUGUUGUGGAGGAUGACAAUCCUGAGUAAUUUCAAGGCUUAGGGACUUCAGAUCUGGGAAAAUUUGUUACUGUACAUUUUGCUUUUUAGUAUUUUUACAUUUAGGCUAUUGGAUAUAGUUUAAGUUGUUUUCAUUGUUCUAUUCUCAGUUGUUUACAUUUUGCUUUUUAGUGUUUUUACAUUUAGGCUGUUGGAUAUAGUUUAAGUUGUUUACAUUUGUGUUGCUUUUACUGAUGUUUGUUAAUAUUACUUUCUUUGUGAGUUUUAUUACUUUUUGGGUUUGUUUGACAGUUUUAUUUCAAUUUUAACUUCAGAGAAGGGAUAACAUCAGAGAAAUGAGUCAAGUUCAUGUUUUUUACAACCUAUACUUGGCCAAGUAUAUGUUAUGCAGAUUUGCAAAAAAUGGAAUAACAUUAUGUUCAUGUUA
This is a messenger RNA of Trifolium pratense (red clover), 2048 nucleotides long. RefSeq lists its product as uncharacterized. Gene Ontology annotation, molecular function: metal ion binding. NCBI's taxonomy places the organism in Eukaryota, Viridiplantae, Streptophyta, Magnoliopsida, Fabales, Fabaceae. The transcript has 9 exons. The record is from RefSeq and is a predicted model, not a curated record. The coding region runs from base 743 to 1651 and encodes 302 amino acids.